Oryza brachyantha (malo sina) is the source of this 2559-nucleotide messenger RNA. RefSeq names its product helicase SEN1-like. The record is from RefSeq and is a predicted model, not a curated record. The transcript has 6 exons. Gene Ontology annotation, molecular function: helicase activity. The coding region runs from base 1 to 2559 and encodes 852 amino acids. NCBI's taxonomy places the organism in Eukaryota, Viridiplantae, Streptophyta, Magnoliopsida, Poales, Poaceae.
AUGGUGAAGAAACGCAGUGGAACCAGACAGGGGAACAAGCGACCGGACGACGACGAUCUUGUCAACAUCAUCUUCACGUGGAGCCUGGAAGAUGUCAUGAACCAGAACCUCUUCGUCGACGAGGUAAACGUGAUACCUGACAGGUUCGUCGGUCUGAAGAGCUACCUGGAGGCGUUCAGGGCCCCGCUGCUGGAAGAGAUGCGGGCAGAGAUGAGCUCUAACCUGGAGACACUGCCCAACGGCUCGUCGGCCAAGCAUAUACAGUCGCUGGUUGGUGUACCUGCGGGCGUAAGAAAAUGCCCCCUAUACCGCGUCACCAUCUCCGGCUACCGUGGAGCUUGCGCUCCAUGCAUCGGUGACAUCGUCGUGCUCACGAAGACCAUGCCGCGACGGCCGUCCGACCUCGCGAGCAAGGGCGCCGACUCCUACUGCCUCGCACACGUCAAGGAAAUCGUCACCAGACGAAGCUUCAUUAUCAGAGCGUCCAAGAAAAUAGAAGAUGAAAACUCCUAUGCUUUCGCCGCUAGUUUGCUGGCUUUCAUACCCUACGCGCGCAUCUGGCGAUGUCUUGACUAUGACUACGCGCUCAAGAGGAAUCCUCCGCUUGUGAUGGAUGUCGCCGGCGUCGCCGUAAACACUUCGUCGAUGGGAUCGUCUUCUCACCGGGUGAAUGGUGGCACUGACGAGCUAGUCAGCAGGCUACCUGCGUUCGGGCUGAACGAAUCGCAGGCCGGCGCGAUACAGAGCUGCGUCUCGGCGAUGCAGGGCAGCGGCGGGAGCUCCACCAGCCGGUUCAGCCUCAUCUGGGGGCCUCCUGGCACGGGCAAAACCAAGACCAUCAGCGUGCUGCUGCUGCUGCUGAUGACGACGUCGACGAACCGGAGCAGAUACCGCGUACUGACGUGCGCCCCAACGAACACGGCGAUCAGCCAGGUCGCGUCCCGGCUCCUUGCUCUGAGGAAGCAGCAUUCAGCCGCUGUCGGCGGAGGGUGCCACGGCGACCUGCUGCUGUUCGGCAACAAGGAAAAAAUGGGCAUUGACGGUGAUCUGAAGGAGAUCUUCCUGGACAAUCGCGUUAAGAUUCUCAGGAAGUGCCUCUCGCCGGCGACGGGUUGGAAGCAGUGUCUACGCUCACUAGAAGCGUUUCUGUGCUUUCCGUCAGUCCUGAGACUUCAGUACGCCGCAGCCUGCGGUGAGACAGGAUUACAGGAGUCUUCGUUUGUCAGGUCUAAGUUCCAUGACAUCUUCCAGAAGCUUAGCAGAUGUUUCCAUACAAUCAUGGCUCACAUCCCUAAGUCUGUCAUUCUUGAGAAGAAUUACAAGAACAUUGUUUUGCUCACUACAAUACUGGAAAACUUCAGCAAGUUGCUUGGUAAGAGUACUCCAAGGAGUGAAGUGCUUGCUGACAUCUUACUGAGGGAAAAGGACCCUGAUGGUUCGGAUGGUAGAGUGGAAUAUUCAGAGUUGAUUGCAAAUCUUAGGCAAAGCAAGACACAAAUUCUCGGCGUCAUCAGAGCUCUUCUGCUAGGAAUGAAACUUCCUGUGACAAGUUUUCAUCUCAAGAUCAAGAAAUUCUGCCUACAAAGUGCCUCCCUUAUUUUCUGCACCGUGUCCGGCUCUGCUAAGCUGCAUGGGCAGAACAUGGAUUUGCUUCUCAUUGACGAGGCAGCGCAGUUGAAGGAAUGCGAAUCCCUCGUCCCAUUGCAAGUCUCUGGCUUGAAGCAUGCUGUUCUUAUUGGCGACGAGUGCCAACUCCCUGCUACGGUGAAAAGCAAGGCUGCAGACAGUGCCUUACUCGGCAGGAGCCUGUUUGAAAGGUUAACUAUAUUAGGACACCAGAAACACCUUCUGAAUAUGCAGUACAGGAUGCACCCUUCUAUAAGCAUUUUUCCCAAUCUAAGCUUCUACGACCAAAGAAUCUUGGAUGGGCCGAAUGUGAUACAGGUAAGACACGAACGUUCCUUUCUUAAAGGUGCCAUGUUUGGGCCGUACUCGUUUAUCAACAUCGAGAAUGGUAGAGAGGAUCAUCAUGGCCGCAGUAAGAGAAACAUGGCAGAGGUCACUGCCAUAAAGAAGAUACUGUAUGGUCUUUACCAAGCUUGCGUCGGUACAGGGGAAGGGGUUAGCGUUGGCGUCAUAUGCCCGUACGCCGCCCAGGUGGAGGCCAUCCACAGCGUGAUAGGAGAUGCGAGCGCCCGCCGCCCGCUUGACGUGCGAGUCAACUCCGUCGAUGGCUUCCAAGGCAGCGAGGAAGACAUCAUCAUCCUGUCAACCGUCAGGCAUUGCCUCUGGGUCCUGGGCGACGCGGCGACGCUGCUCGGGAGCGGCUCCGUCUGGGGAGAGCUGGUCCGGGACGCCGUGGAUCGCCGCUGUUUCUACGACUGGGACGGCGGUGCGAGUUUGCUCCGCGCUGCUCGGUGGUGCGGACAGGAAUACCAGGUGGCCGGUGGUGCGGCCGAGCCGUCGACAGCUCCGGCGUUCGACACGUCCCUCGGCGUACCGGGGCUGAGCGGCGGCGCCGAUAUCUGUGACGCGCUUGCCUCCCUGCAGCUGGCGUAG